Messenger RNA from Notothenia coriiceps (black rockcod), 1403 nucleotides. RefSeq lists its product as uncharacterized. Lineage: Eukaryota; Metazoa; Chordata; Actinopteri; Perciformes; Nototheniidae. The transcript has 4 exons. Bases 239 to 886 code for a protein of 215 amino acids. The record is from RefSeq and is a predicted model, not a curated record.
AAACACAUCUAGAGUUAAGAGUUAAGGGACACCCUAACUGCAGUACAGGUUACGGAGGCAACAGACGGAACGGUUUCUGCCUGGGCACAAAGGCAGCUUCUCACAGAUGUGAGAAUGAAAACGGCUAGGCCAAUGCUUUUUAAUGCAAAUCUCUCAGCUGAGAGAAUAGCCAUUCAGAAGUGCCACAGAUGCUGUGCAGAAGAAGCGGUUUAGGUGUCUGGACUUGGUUCCACUGGACAUGGAGUUCCACUGUGCAACCUGUGACAUGGAGGCCCACAAGAGGAAUAUCUUCCAUGACAGAGAGGCUGUGUUCAAUGGAUUUCUGGAGCCCAUUCCCCCUAAAACUGCUGUGGUGGUGGAUGAAAAUGGCCAGCUUCAGUUUUGUGAACAAAUAUGUCAACUGCCUGUUCCUACUCCAAGGUCAAUCUGUGAAUGCUCUGAUGACGUCACAGUUACUCCUUGGAAGCAUAUUUCUGUGGUCACCAUCAACGGACGAUACAAUGUCUGCUCUGCAGAAUGGACUCCUGAGGUUAAAGACCUCCUUUUGUAUCGGUACUGGCCAGCUAGCACCAGCUGCCAGACGCUUUACAAAUAUGAUGUGUUCACCUCAUUCGAGCACAUGAAGGUGACAGCACCAGCCAUGUCCAGGCAGGCAUUUCUGAAAAUGUUGGAGCACAGAUCUGUUCAAGCUGGACGGACAGGUAGUAUCUGUGCUGAUACAUUUCAGCGAAGCUUCUUCGAGUUUUGCUUCCGUCAGUACAAACAAGAGGUUAUGUGCCAGGUCCAUCACUUUGUUUGUCCAGCAUGUUCUCCAGACAUGUUGGCUGUCUGCUGUGAUGGAAACCGCAAGCAUUACCGCUUUUCCAAGUCAAAAGGAUUUAAUUAAAGUCAACGUUUCAGUUUUUUCAGUGUACAUAAGGCGGCUCUCACGACUGACAGGGACAUUUAACGGCUCUUUACUGAUGUAGUCGUAACAUAAAUAAUAAGCUACGACAAACUAAGUAGUACAAUGAGUAAAGAACUGUAUAAGCAACAUUUUGACAUGUUCUAUAUAGAGCCUAAUUCUCCUCUACUAUAUUUCAGAGGCAAGUAUUGGUAUUUUGUCUAUUCAUCUGCUAUCCUAUUGCAUGUAUCUGGAAAAGACAAUACUUACAUGUUAAGAUGCAGUACAAUGCUGUAGCCUUAUCUACCCUGUAGUAUACACUCAUCAAAUAAACCAGGUUUACUAUAAUAAAAGUUUAUUAGUUCAUUUAUAUUGUGAGCAGAAAACACAUCAGUUUUUGCACAACGUUUUAAAAUGCAUUAUUUGACAUGUUGCCACUGAAGGCUGCUUUCUUCAUCAUUAACAACUGCAUCACUGAAUCAGGCUUUUCUUAGUCAGUGUAGAUUUUAUAUUGGAUGAC